Messenger RNA from Closterium sp. Naga37s-1, 7883 nucleotides. Lineage: Eukaryota; Viridiplantae; Streptophyta; Zygnematophyceae; Desmidiales; Closteriaceae. The record is from the annotation of a GenBank genome assembly.
GCAUGAAGUAUGACGUGGCACGCCGGCACCACCUCAGGAUCGUGAACCACAUGUGGCUGGAGGACUGCCUGAGGGAGUGGAGGCUGGUGCCAGAGGAGCGAUACUCCGCCAGUGGAGAGGAGGCGGAGCUGCAGCGGCUGCAGGAGGCAACAGCAGCGGCAGCAGCGGCGGUGGAGGCGCAGCUGAGAGCUGCUGCCUCGCAGGCCUCUGCCAGCACGCCCGCAACUCAACCAGAUGCUGUUGGUGCUGCUGCUGCUACAUGUGAUGUGGGUGGUGCUGCUGCUACAGCCGUAGCUGCUUCUGGUGCUGCUGUUGCUGCUGUUGUGGGAGACGGAAGGGGCACUGGGACACGUGGGGCAGUGGGUUGUGUGGGGAGGCGCGAUGGGGCAGGUGGGGUGGUGGGUUGUUGGGGAGGGACGGAAGCGGAAAGGACAGGUGGUGCAAACGCAGGGGAGAGUGGUGGGGUAAGGGUGGGGGUUAGAGAGGCGGAGGGGGGUGUGUUGAGAGGUGUGGGAAUGCAGAGUGCUGGGGCAGUGGAUGUAGGCUGUGAGGCUCGCCGGGGAAUUGCAGGGGGUAGGGAGGGGUUUGGGAAGGCAGUAGACAGGAUGGUGAGAGAACCUGGCGGUGGUUGUAUGAGGCGAGAGGAGGAAGUGGGAGAGGCGGAGGGGGGACGAGAGGGAGGUGGGUUGGGGACUAGGAAGGCAGUUGAACAAGUGGUGAGAGAACAUGGUGGUGGUUGUAUGAGGCGAGAGGAGGGAGUGGGAGAGGAGGGUAGAGGAGAGGAAUGGAGGGUGGUGGAGCGUGUGGAAGGGGAGGAUGAGGGUAAUGAGGACAUGAAGGAAGAGGGGGAGGAAGAAGAGGAAGGGGAGGAGAGAGGAGAUGAGGAAGGAGAGGAGAUGGGGGAAGCGCAAGGGGAGGAGGGAGGGGAGGAAGUGAUUUGUGGGCAAGAGGACAUGGAGGAUGCGGAAACGGAGGAGGAGAGAGAGGAGGAGGAGUGGGGAGAGGAGCGAGGGGAAGAGUGGUGUGAGAAAGGGGAUGAGGAAGAGGAGAUGGGACAGGGGGACAUGUGGCAGCGAAUAGUUGAGGUGGAAACUGGGGAGGGCAGGGAAGUGCGAGUGAGGCAUGGUGGGGAGGGCGAGGGGAGUAAGGGCGGGGAGGGUGAUGGGGGUGAAGAGGCGGAUGGUGAGGGGGGUGAAGGGGGGGAGCAGUCCCCUGAUCCACAGGGCGUUGUUGUGAACCUGAGAGGCAUCUUUGACUCUGUCAGCGACGGGACAGGCGGUUCAGCAGGUGGUGUGGCAGGUGGUGUGGCAGGUGGUGUGGCAGGUGGUGUGGCAGGUGAGCGUGCUAAAGCUGAGCGUGCUACAGCUGAGCGUGCUACAGCUGAGCGUGCUACAGCUGGAGUGGUGAGUCCACUUCAGGCAAGCGGGCAAGGAAGUGUGGCUGCUGAUGUGGCAGAUGCAGCCGGUGAUGUGGCUACCGUGGCAGCUGGCACUGGGAAUGUUCCGGCUCCAACGACCGAGAAAAUAUCGCAAGUGAAAGUUUGCCAGCAGCAGCAGCAGCAGCAAGAGGAACACGAGGAGCGAGCUGCUGAAUCAGCAGCAGUACCUUCGCCAACCGAGCCGCAAUCACAGCCACUGCGCCUGAGUGACAUGCACGCGGGCAUAGGCAUGACGGUGGAUAUGGGUGGACUGAGCUGCAGCUCCAGCCAUGCUGCUUCUGCUGCUGCUGCUGGAAAACGUGCAGAGGGGAGAGGCUGUAGCGGCAGAGGUGAGGAGAGUGUGGGGGUGCUGGUGAGCAGUGGCAAACGUGCAGGGCCCAGCAGGCAGGGUGGGAAGCUCCCAGUGAGGCGUCUCAGGGAGGAGCAGAGAGGCGGCAGUGGGGACGGUGUGGGUGGCAGUGGGGAGAGGGUGGGUGGUCCUCAGGCUAGGUCGAUGCACAAGGAGGGUGGCGGCUGUGGUGAUGGCAAGGAUGCGAGGGAGGAGGUGCGAAGGGGGGAUGAGGGCGGUGGUGUGAAGGGAGGGGGGGUUGAUGAUGGGGCGAUGGGAGGGAGUAGCAGCAUGGGUGGUGCAACGGGAGGGGGGAUUGAGGAUGGCCUAGGAGGGAGGGGGGUUGAGGGUGGUGUUGUAAUGGGAGGAGGGACUGGUGAUGGUUCAAUGGGAGGGGGAAACGACAAUGGAUUAGCUGGUGUUAGGGAGGCAUGUGGUGGAGAUGAGGGGGGUAAGAGUGAGGAGGGGGACUGUGAGGGGAGGAACAGUGACGGGGGAGACAAUGAAGGUGGAAAAGUUGCUAUGUGCAAUAAGGAUGUUGACAAGCCUGUGUGCCAUGAUGAUGAUGAAACGGAUGGUAGUGGUAGCGAGGAUGGGGUUAAUGCUGGCGGAGGGAAAGAAAACGAGGCUGCUUGUAAGGGGGAUGAGGAUGAGGAUGGGCCGGUCGUCUCCUCUCUUCCUGAUUGGCUGCAGGGCGAUGUGGUCAUUGGCCACGUGGCACCCUCCCCAUUGGUCAAAACGUUCCACAGGAGAAAGCCGGCCCUGGGCAAGGAGAACCUUGAGAAGGAGAAUGUUGCAACGACGAAUCUUGAGAAGGAGGUAUGUGGGGAGCGGUUGGUGACGGUGGGGAGCAGUGACAAGGGGAAGAAGGGGGGGCGAGAAGGGAGGAGAGGGGGAGGCAGGGGACGGGGCAGAGGUGCUGAGAGGAAGAAGGAUGGGCCGCUGUCAAUGACUGUAGAGGGCGGAGAGAAGGAGGGGCCAGAGGAGAGUCUAGGGAAGAGGGGGCGUGAGGAGAGGGAUGGGGGCAGGAAGAAGCGGAAGGGGAGUGAGCGACAAGAGAUGAAGAGGCGGAGGGAUGAGGAGGGGGUGAAGGGGAGUGAGGAGGAAAAAGGGGAGGUUCAGGUGGGUGGCAUGGAUGAAGGGGCUAGAUGCGGUGGAGAGGGAUGGGGGGAGGUGGAGGGCGGUGUUGAAGGUGGGGAAGAGAAGGUGCAUAGGAUUGGCGAGGAAAGGGAGAGGGCAAGGGAGCUGAGAACGAAACGCCGUGAAGAUCCCUUGAGAGAUGGGAAGCAGCGGGAAGAGGAGAGAGCGGCACGAAGGAUGGCGUGUGCAGUGGACGAGGUGGGGGGAGCAGCUGGGAGAGAGCUGCGGCAGCAGGAGGAGGAGGAGGAAGAGGAGGAGCAGGGGGGUGGGAGAGAGCAGCAGAAGCAGCAACAAGGGGACAUAGACGGUGAAGGGAGCGAGGGCGGAUGGGAGGAAGAAUGUGAGAGAGAGCAGCAGCAGCAGCAGCAGCAGCGGAGGGUUUUGAAGCGCCUCAAACUGGUAAGGCAGCAGCAAGAGGCGAAUGGAGAUGCAGAGGGGAGGGAGGGCGAGCGAGAAGAGGUGAAGGGGAAAGGCAGGGCCAGUAGAGGCAAGGCAGAUGUUGCUGCUGCUGCUAUUGCUGCUUCUGCUGCUGCUGCUGCAAAGCGGAGGAAAAAUGAGUCUGGGGCGGCUGGAGAGUCGCGGGGUGGGAAGAAGAAGUGUGUUGAGAGUGGCAAGGGUGCAGGAGGAGGGGAGAGGAGGGGACAAAGAGGCACAGGAAUCGGGUGUAAAGCGAGGAGGCGUGGAGGUGCUGACGAUGAGGAAGGUGUGGGGGAAGAAAUUGGUGAGGUGGUAGGUGUUGAGGGAGAGAGUGAGAAUGAUGUUGUGGUGGUUGGUGCAGAGGAGAGUGAUGAUGAGGCUGUGAUGGUGCAUGGGGAUGUGGAGGACAAGGAGGCGGAUAUGAAUUCACGCAAAAACGCACCUGCUGCUCCUGCUGUUAAGGGGACUUAUGUGUGUCCACCGACUGAGGCUGCUGGGACUGGUAGGAAGAGGGGGCGCAAGCAUGCAGCGGAGGGCAGUGGUAGGGGUGUGAAGGGCAGAGGGAGGAAGAGAGUGAGUGGGAGCACAGAUGGAGACGAAGAGGAGAGUGCAGAGGAGAAAGAUGCACGCAGGAGGGGGGGUGCUUCUACUGCUAAACCUGCACUAAGAUCCAAAGCUGCCGCUACUGCCAAACCCACUGCCACUGCCAAACCUACUGAUAAUGCCAUACCUGCUGCUACUGCCAAACCUAAUGAUACUGCCAAGCCUACUGCUACUGCCAAACCAGCUCCCACUGCCAAGCCCACUGCUACCAAAGCCCACACUGCUUCCCUGACGCCCAUCACGCGGUUUUUCCAGCCAAUAAGCAGCUCCAGCCCCAGUGGCAGCGGUGGUGGUGCUGCUGGUGGUGGUGCUGGUGCUGGUGGCAGCAUUGGUGGUCGUGCCAGCAGCAAGAGCUGCAGCCAGGCAGACGGGCAGAAACGAGACGCUGUGGCAGCAACCAAGGGGGGGGACGAGCAGGGCGAAGCAGAGGGCAGUGGAGACAAGGGAGGUGCGGAGAUGAGCAUGUGGGGGGGCGGCGAGCGGUGGUUCCUGCUGGGGGGGUCAUCACGCAGUGAAGGGCAACUGAGGGCCAUUGUCACUAAGCUGGGCGGCCGCGUGUGUGGCGAGGCAGGGAGCGCUGCUGCUGAUGCUGCCGCUGGUGGUGGUGCUGGUGGUAAGGGUGGCAAGGGCGGGAAGGGGGGGCGGAAGGGCGAGAGGGGGGAGGGAGCGGAGCUGCAGUGGCACCCCAAGGCCACGCAUGUCAUCCUGCCCCCGCCCCUCAAGCGCACUGAGAAGCUCAUUGCUGCCGCUGGCCGGUGGGUGCUCACACCAGAUUACCUCACAGCGAGUGCCACAGCGGGCCACUUCCUCCCCGAGGGCGCGUUUGAGUGGCGGAGCGAGGGCAGCAACAGGGACGGGACGGUGGAGCUCGCAGCGCCUGGCAAAUGGCGACAGCAGUGCAGCAGGAAUGGGGGGAGAGGGGCGUUUCAUGGGGUGCGAGUGCUGCUGGUGCCUCCUUCUGACAGCCCUACUUCCAUGGACGUGCUGCACCGCAUUCUCACAGCAGGGGGGGCGGACGUGACUCGAGCCUCAGAGCCCUGUGUGGCGGCGGCUCUCGCGCCGCAGUUUGACUUCAUUGUGCCCAAGCCAGAGCCCUGUGUGGCGGCGGCUCUCGCCCCGCACUUCGACUUUGUUGUGCUCAAACCAGCCCUGUGUAGCGGCGGCUCUCGCCCGGCGCCUGCUCGCCCCCGUCGCGCUACGCCCUCUCCCCCCCCCCCCCCCCCCGCACUGCUCUCCCCCGACUGGUUCAUCACCCUCCUCGCCCGCCCCCUCCUGCAUGCAUGCCUCCCCGCUGCCCUCUUCUCUUCUCACGAGCAUCACCGUGCCUACCUUCAGAACCUCCCAGCAUCUGCUUUCUCUGUAACUGUGUUCUUCUCAUCCCCACCCCUGCCUCGUCCCACCCCUCGCCCCAUCACAGAGACAUCUGAAAGAGACCCUGUGGCCCGCCGCCUGCUGGCCCCCUCGCGCCACAACUCCCCCGCGGUCGUCUCCCCCGACUGGUUCAUCGCCCUCCUCGCCCGCCCCUCCUCCAUGCGCGUCUCCCCACUGCCCCACGUGCUAUUUGACACCGAGCCAGCUGUCGUCGCCUCAUUGGCCGACGUUCACAGCAGGCAGAGGGGAUUGAGGGUACCAGUGAAGCAGCAGGAGGAUGUGGAGGAGAAGGAGGAAGGGGAGGAGGGGAAAGAAGAGGGGGAGGAGGAGGAAGAAGACGAGGGGGUGGAGGAGGGGCAGGAGGAGGGGAAGGAGGAGAAGGAAGAAGAAGAGGAAGCUGUUGCUGACGAAGAAAGGGAAAUUGGGAAAAGAGAAAAGCGCUUAUCUUUCGAGAACUCGCUUCACACAGUCAAUGCGGGUCGCAGCAAUGGCACUGUUGACGGUGAUGAAGCUGGUGCUGAUUUUGAUGCGCAUGCUGAUUGUGAUGCUGACACAGAUAGUGAGAAAGAUGAUGAUGAUGAGAGUGGUGGCUGGGUGGCCACGGCGCAUGUGCGUCUGGGUGAGAGCAUUGGCCUCUCCAGCUUCACAGAGGAAUCACAGGACGUUGGCGGUGGUAUGGCUGCUGCCCUUGCUACUGGCGCUGGUCGGAAUAUGAGUGCGGCUGGUGGUGCUGCUGCUGCCGGUGGUGGUGUGGCUGGUGGGUUGCGUAAGGGAAAGGCAACGGCUGGUGGUGGAAGGAAUACAGGAACUCAACUUCCAUAUGAGUACUAUUCACUCCCCUUCUGCCUUCCGGAAGAGGGGAUUAAGCCAGUGGCGGAAAAUCUGGGCGAGAUUCUUCGUGGUGACAGAAUUGAGAACUCUCCCUAUCAGUUUCAAAUGAGGAUCGACGAGCAGUGCAAGAUCGUCUGCAGAAAGGCGAAGGUUCCCCUAGAGGAGGCUCUUCAAUUCCAGGAAAAGAUCGAUGAUGAAUAUCGCGUCUUCAUGAUCCUUGAUAACCUGCCAGCGGCCAUGGUCAGGAUGCGCGCGGAGGAAGGUGGUGAGUCCAUCAAGACGUAUGAGCGUGGAUUUCCUGUGGGCUUUAAGGCUCCUUCCGAAACGAAUGGGCCGGAUGAGUAUUUCUUGCACAACCACCUGCGGUUCACUGUGCUGUUCCACAAAGACCCCACGAACAAUCUGGCUCGCGUCGUCGGUUUCGAAGUCGAACCAUUUAGUGUGAAGCACCAGUACGAGGGUACCUACAACCCGGCGAAGCCUAUCCUCACGACCUGCAACCCAGGGAACCCGACGCAGCAUGUGGAUAGCGGCAUGCCACCGCAGCCGAUCAAGGAGAACGAGGAGGUCAUCUUCACCUACGAUGUGAUGUUCAAGCCGAGCAACGUGAAGUGGGCGUCUCGCUGGGACACGUACCUUCUCAUGACGGACGACCAGAUCCACUGGUUCUCCAUCAUCAACUCUCUCAUGAUCGUGCUCUUCCUCUCGGGCAUGGUUGCCAUGAUCAUGAUGCGCACUCUGCACCGCGACAUCUCCCAGUACAAUCAGUUGGAGACUCAGGAGGAGGCACAGGAGGAGACUGGGUGGAAGCUGGUCCAUGGUGAUGUGUUCCGCCCGCCCAACUAUGCCGGCCUGCUCUGCGUGUAUGUCGGCACCGGUGUGCAGCUGUUCUUCAUGACCCUUGUCACGAUGGUGUUCGCGCUUCUCGGAUUCCUCUCCCCAUCCAACCGCGGUGGGCUUAUGACUGCCAUGCUUCUGCUCUGGGUCUUCAUGGGUCUCUUGGCUGGAUACUCGUCCGCCCGCCUCUACAAGGCCUUUAAGGGCACUGACUGGAAGCUGAACACCAUUCGCACUGCAGUCACCUACCCUGUUGUUGUCUUCGUCAUCUUCUUCAUCCUUAACAUCCUGAUCUGGAAGGAGAAGUCAUCUGGAGCCGUUCCCUUCGGCACCAUGUUCGCUCUCUUCUUCCUCUGGUUCGGCAUCUCUGUGCCUCUAGUCCUUCUGGGAAGCUACUUCGGCUUCAAGAAGCCAGCUAUUGAGGAUCCUGUCCGCACGAACAAGAUCCCGCGACAGAUCCCCGAGCAGGCGUGGUACAUGCACCCCGUGUUCUCCAUCCUCAUUGGAGGCAUUCUGCCCUUCGGUGCGGUGUUCAUCGAGCUCUUCUUCAUCCUCACCUCCAUGUGGCUGCAGCAGUUCUACUACAUCUUCGGUUUCCUCUUCAUCGUCUUCGUCAUCCUCAUCAUCACGUGCGCAGAGAUCACCAUUGUGCUCUGCUACUUCCAGCUGUGCAGUGAGGACUAUCGCUGGUGGUGGAGAGCGUAUCUGACCUCCGGUUCAUCGGCUCUUUACCUCUUCCUCUAUGCGACCUUCUACUUCUUCACCAAGCUGGAGAUCACCAAGCUCGUGUCAGCUAUCCUUUACUUCGGCUACAUGGUCAUCAUCUCCUACAGCUUCUUCAUUCUCACAGGGACCAUUGGGUUCUAUGCUUGCUACUGGUUCGUGCGCCUGAUCUAUGCAUCGGUCAAGAUUGAUUGA